Molecule: messenger RNA, 4655 nt
Organism: Solea solea (common sole)
Lineage: Eukaryota; Metazoa; Chordata; Actinopteri; Pleuronectiformes; Soleidae
Gene: bmp2k
Product: BMP2 inducible kinase
Exons: 17
Coding region: 716-4162 (1148 amino acids)
Biological process (GO): transcription initiation at RNA polymerase II promoter; protein phosphorylation
Cellular component (GO): transcription factor TFIIA complex
Molecular function (GO): protein kinase activity; ATP binding
Source: RefSeq, a predicted model, not a curated record
CAAACCACCCACUUUUACUUUGUACGGUUCACAGUGAGUGAGUCACGAGAAGUUCAGUGUCCAGGAGACAGACGCUGAGGAGCGGGAGGACACGGACCACCUACCCGGAGGACUCCUCUCAACAACCGGACGUUGCACUCGUAUCAUGCCCAGGCUCCACUUGUGUUAGCCCGGGUUCCCCCUGUGCUCGCCGGGCUCCCGCUCUCUCAGCCCGGACUCUGCUCGCAGAAGAACCGCUGUGGCUGUUAGCAGUGUUAGCCGCUAACUCCCGAAGGUAACGUGCUAAUAAGCGCGAGUGAAGUGAAGAAGUCGCGCUGAGGCUAACGGAGACAAGGCUGCUCUGCGGGGACACCGGGUGGGACAUUUCUGUCCUUUCUUUUUAACCACCGGGGCGGGUGUGGAUAAACCCGGCGGCGGCUGCGUCGCUGUGCUCCCCGCUGUGUCGCGGUGUUUCCCGCUGCCCGUUAGCAGCGGCUGUUAGCCUGUUAGCCUGACAGAAGCUAAGACACCAUCAUCACUGAGGUGUUUUCCACACUUUGGCGGCGGCAGCAGCAGCAGCAGCAGCAGCAGCAGCAGCAGCAGAGCAUGCAGGAGGAGGAAACACCCCAGAUAAGGAGAUAGGACAGGAGAGGGGGGCGUCGACUUAAACUGGACUGUGUGGUUUUGUCAAACCACCGAACAGGGAUUACUUUUGGUCGCAAAGAGAACGUGAACGAUGAAGAAAUUUUCCAGAAUGCCAAAGUCGGAGAGUGGCGGGCUCGGAGCGGCGUCAAGCAGCGGAGUCAGCGGCUUUCUCGGGAGAGUGUUCGCCGUUGGCCGAUAUCAAGUCACUGUGGAGGAGCUCAUUGCAGAAGGAGGCUUCUCUGUGGUGUUUCUGGCCCGGACACACAGCGGCGUCCGCUGCGCUCUCAAGAGGAUGUACGUCAACAACGUCACCGACCUGAGCGUCUACAAGAGGGAGAUCACCAUCAUGAAGGAACUGUCAGGACAUAAGAACAUUGUGGGAUAUUUGGACUCAGUCAUCAGCGUGGUGUCAGACAGUGUGUGGGAGGUUCUGAUCCUCAUGGAAUAUUGUAAAGCGGGUCAGGUGGUGAAGCAGAUGAACCAGCGUCUGAACGUGGGCUUCAGUGAGUCCGAGGUUCUCCACAUCUUCUGUGACGCCUGUGAGGCCGUGGCUCGUCUUCACCAGUGCAAGACACCCAUCAUCCACAGAGACCUGAAGGUUGAAAACAUCCUGUUGAACGACCAGGGGAAUUACGUGCUGUGUGACUUUGGCAGUGCCACUCACAAAGUUCUGCUGCCUCAUAAAGACGGAGUCACUGCUGUGGAGGACGAGAUUAAGAAGUACACUACUCUGUCAUAUCGAGCACCAGAGAUGAUCAACUUGUAUGCAGGGAAAGCCAUCACCACUAAAGCCGAUAUAUGGGCACUCGGAUGCUUGUUGUACAAGCUGUGUUUCUUCACUCUUCCGUUCGGGGAGAGUCAAGUCGCCAUAUGUGACGGAACCUUUAUUGUUCCUGACAACUCUAGAUUCUCCCUCAAGUUGCACUGUUUGAUCAGAUUUAUGCUGGAACCAGACCAGGAGAAUAGACCAGACAUUUACCAAGUUUCCUACUUUGCCUUUAAGUUUGCAGGGAAAGACUGUCCAGUGCCAAAUCUCUGUAAGUCGAUCAUUCCCACGUCUCUGCCUGAGCCUCUAACAGCCAGUGAGGUCGCUGCCAAGAAAAGCAUCACAAAAGCCAGGAUCACGGAGUGUGUCGGACCGACGGAGACGUCCAUCGCUCCUCGACAGAGGCCGAAGGCGGCCAACAGUAACGUGCUGCCGCUCGCCAACGCCGUCACCCCCGUGAAGAUGAGCGUGCCUUCAGCGCCGCUCAGCAACGGACAGAAAGCUCCGCCCCCGGGCUCAGUGCAGCCACAGUCGCAGCUGCAGCUGCAGCCUGGCAGUCAGCAGCACCGUGUCCUGCAGCAGCUUCAGCCUGGAGAUCUGCGUCUGCAGCAGCUACAACAUCAACAAGCCGUGCAGCAGCAUCAGCAUCAGCAUCAGCAUCAGCAGCAGCAGCAGCAGCAGCAGCAGCAGCAGCAGCAGCAUGCUAAUGCACAGCAUCUGCACUACCUGCAGUACCAGCAGGCCGUGCAGCAGCAGCAGCAGCAGCAGCAGCAGCAGCAGCAGCAGCAGCAGAUGAUGAUGAUGAUGCAGCCCAUGUACCAGCAGCAGGUGGCUCAGGCUCAGGCUCAGGCUCAGGCUCAGGCUCAGGCUCAGGCUCAGGCUCAGGCCCAGUACGCAGCAAUGCUGCACCAGUACCACCAAGCUUUUGUCCACCAACAACAACAACAACAACAGCAGCAGCAGCAGCAGCUCCAUCAUCAUCAGCAGCAGCAGCUUCAGCAGCAGCAGCAGCAGCAGCUUCAUCAUCAUCAUCAGCAGCAGCAGCAACAGCAGCAGCUUCAUCAGCAGCAGCAGCAGCAGCAGCCGCCUCUCCCCUACAUGUCCUCCCCUCUUGAGUUCCAGAUUCCCCUCGGCUCUUAUAACACGACCACACCCUCUGCCGGACCUGGGCCUGGAUCUAGAGCAGGUUGUGGUCUCUCACCUGUGGAUCCUUCACACACUAACAGCAGUAGACUCCCCCUGCUGGCCUCAGACGGGAUGACUCCUCCCUCUCAGAGCUGCACCGUCAGUCACCCCCCCGACAUGUCGGGCUGGAACCCGUUUGGAGAAGACAACUUCUCCAAGCUGACGGAGGAGGAGCUGAUCGACCGCGAGUUUGACCUGCUCAGAGCGAAUAAACCGGUGGAGAGAACAGCGAGCGUGGAAACGGAGCGACUACAGCCCGCCCUCGUCGCCACUAAGCCCCUCCCACCCGAGGAUCUGUUUGGCUCAGUCCCGUUCGUGUCCAGCGCAGGCUCCAGUUUGAUGAAAAGCAAACAAACAAACAUCGAUGACGUCACUGAUGACGUCGUCACCGUCUCUGAUCUUCAGCUUCCUGCGGUGAAGCAGAUCAAAGACGGUCGAGUGGACGAAGGGUCCGACAGCGACUUUGACUCUGAUCCUCCGUCGCUGAAGAGCAGCGAGGACGAGGAGGAGGAGGAGGAGGAGGAGGAAGAGGGGGAGGAGCUUCUGACCUGUGAACACGGAGAAGAUAGAGAAGCGGACAAUCUGGGUCAGAACCCACUGCUCACGGAUUCUGACGAGGAAGACGACGACGACGUCAGAGUCCAGAGUCGACAAAAGAAAUCUGUCACCGGCAGGAGGAGCCCUCCAGCUGACUCCUCCCCCUCCACUCUCAUCACUCCUCUUCCUAACGCUGUGGAGGCAGUGGAUGUUUUUAGAUCCGCCCCUUUUCAUGGAGGAAUCGAACCUGUGGGGGUAAUUUCCACACAGGUGAGCCCCGAACAACAACCACAUCGCCGCCGCGUCGCCACGGACAACUUUGACGUUUUUACCAAAGCGCCGUUCAGUCAUCACCUGUCCAAGAGCAGCAGUGACGUCCCCCUGGGCCAGACUCCUCCCCUCUCUCUGGAGCAGAGCAUUGACAUGUUCGGCUUCUCUCCCUUCGAGCCGCCGGGCUCUACGGCGCCCCCUCCUGUCACCUCCAGAAGUGCCAACGACAUCUUCCGUCCGCCGUUGGACGAGUCGGCGAGUUGUCAGCCGCAGCCGCCGCAUCACAAGCAGCUUAGUCUCCACAAACUGUCUUCACGUCAGAAAAAGACCCGGCAGGACGCCGCCGCCGCCGGCAGCAAGCGACACCACGGUACGCCCACCGGGGGGCGCAAGACCAACAAGCCCACGUACCGCACGCCAGAGCGAGUCCGCCGGCACAAGAAGGUCGGACGCAGAGACUCGCAGAGCAGCAACGAGUUCCUGAGCGCGUCCGACUCCAAAGAGAACAUCGGCGUGGACGUCACCAUGGCGACGUCUGUGGCGGCAGACGACGCCAUCUUAGAUCCGUUUGGGGCGAAACCGUUUCACCUGCAGGACGUUUGUCGUCAUCACGGCGCCGGAGACGGGAUGAGUCUGAGAGAGAGUGAGACCAUGGACGACUUUGGGGCGGUGCCUUUCACCGACCUCGUCGUCCACACAGGAUCGGAGCAGCAGGGGGCGCCGUCACAGCCACUGGACCCGGAUCCGUUCGGCGCCGCCCCCUUUCCCACCAAACACUGACUUUCACCUGAGGCUGAAAAGAAUCAAACCACUUCUCAGGUUUGUUUUUUUUUUUUUUCUGUGAAACUGUGACGCGAUGACUUUUUUUUGAGAGAAAAAACCUAAACCCUGUGGACGUGUGAGCGCCCCCUGUGUGCUGAUGCCUGUAAUGCUGCAACAAACCAGAAACACUCUGUGAACUGUACUGUGAUUACAAACUUAGGAGAGUACCUGAACUCUCCCUUUAACACGCCACUUUCUAGAUAGUGUUGUUUUUAACCGCGACGCCUUGACCUGAGCUCCUCCCCUCCACUUUUUUUUUCUAUGCAUUUCAGUUGCAGUCGUUGCCGUGAAAACAUGAGGAUGUUGUGAAUGAAUGUUGUUUUUCUUCUUUAAAAACUUUGAUAAAUACAACUCAACACUUUCUCCCGUCAAAAAUAGAAUAGUCGAUCAAUUUAUUCCGUUUCAUCGUUCUUUAAAAACAUUUUAACAUUAAAUAAAAAGUCAUACACUU